Messenger RNA from Linnemannia hyalina, 2421 nucleotides. Lineage: Eukaryota; Fungi; Mortierellomycota; Mortierellomycetes; Mortierellales; Mortierellaceae. The record is from the annotation of a GenBank genome assembly.
AUGUCAUCGACUUUUCUCCGCAAGCGAACUUUCAUCUUUGCAGAGGACGAGGAGGAGGAUGUCGGAGCAUUCCCCCCUUCGCCGUCGAAGCGCAGGUCGACCCUUGUUAUGUCCUCGCAGCAGGCUAGCUUUGACCUGAAGCCUGUGGCAGCGCCCAACUUCCAUAUUUUUGCUGCUUCUGCUGCUGCUGCUGACCUGGGCAGUGACCAGAGGGAAGAGCGCGACACUAGUGAUGACUCCCAGGCACCCUCUUCGUCGACUAGUAAUGCCUCGACUGAAUUGUCGCCAAUUGCCUGUUCCACGACAUUAUCAUCGUCCUCAGCCACUAGCGAGAAGGAGGGGACGACGCCACCGUUGAAGAUGAAAAUGGGCCUAUCAGACGGACCAAUCACGCCACCCAGCACACCGACUCGCGCAACAUCAACAAAGAGGACUUCCCGUCCUUCGUUGCCGACUAGGACUUCUUCUUCCUCAAAAUUGGUUGUCUACUGCGAUAACGAUGAUAUUGAAAACACACACAACACCACUGACUCUCCUGUGGCAUUGGCUCCUACUGGUACACCCCGAAGGUCAAGACGGUCUGGGUUGUUGACCCCUCUUGAUGCGUCCCCCUCGAGCUCCUCUCCUGCGCUCAACGCGUCCAAGGGCAACAACAACCAGACUACCGGAUUGACGCCUGCUUUGAACAAGAUGAUGAAACCCACCAAAGACGUGAUGGAUGCAAACAGCAAGGCUACAAAGGGAAGGAAGGUAGGCAAGGGCGCACAGGACGAGAACGCAAACGACGAGAAUGCCAUUCCCAGCAAGGCGCAACAAGGUUAUUCGACUCCGAAGCGCCUUCAGAGGACUACAUCGCACCAGAAUGUCACUCUCCCCCUCAGCCAAGGAAAGGCCAACUCGACUGCUUCCUCUCGUGCGACUUCACCCAGCCUCUCGACUGGAUCUGCUCCCACUUCAACUGCUCCCAAGUCAACAACUCUCGGAUACUACCAGGAUGCCAAGGCACUGUUCAGAAGGACCACUGAGCCCCAUCGCCUAGUCGGACGCGUAGCUGAACGUGAGACAAUCAGGACUUUUUGCCAGAACCAUAUCCUGACAGCCAAGGCGGGCUCCCUCUAUAUCUCUGGUCAGCCUGGAACUGGAAAGACGGCGCUCUUGAAGGAGGUCAUGCGUGACAUGGAGGGAGAGAUGCAGUCGGCUGAUCAUGAAAUCAAAACCAUCAUGAUCAACUGUAUGACCAUCAAGGAUCCUCGACUCGUCUACGCAAAGAUGCUUGAGGAGAUGGGUUAUGUUGCUGAGUCCAAGGACAAGGAGACUGUCAUCAAGACUCUCGAGACUUUGGUUCUGGACAACAAGAAGAAGGCUGUCAUGUUCGUUGCAAUUCUUGAUGAGAUUGACCAACUGCUGACCAAGGACCAGGAGGUGCUCUACAAGCUAUUCCAGUGGUCCACCACCGAAGGAUCUCGGCUGACCUUGGUCGGUAUAGCCAACGCGUUGGACAUGACGGACCGAUUCUUGCCUAGACUCAAGGCUAGAAACUGCGAGCCUCAGCUGCUGAACUUUAAUCCGUACCAGGUUGCAGAGAUCCGUGACAUCAUCAUGGACCGCCUGUUCUCUGUCGAGGACUCCAACAAGGCCGAUGAACGCGACGAAAAUGGAAAGCCUCGUGUUGCUCCGUUGAUGCAGCGUCCCGCUAUUGAACUCUGUGCGCGUAAAGUGGCCGCUGCUACGGGUGAUUUGAGGAAGGCUCUUGAUAUCUGUCGUCAGACGAUCGAGAUGGUGGAGGUUGAGACCAAGAAGAAGGAGAGAGCCCAGCAGCAACAGCAACAAGGACGGCCCUCGGCGCUCGCGCCGUUGAGCGAGAUUCGACUUGCUGAUUUGGAGAACAGGGCCGCGGGAGGUGCAGACCGUGCAUCGCUUGUACGCCGUUCAACUACGGGCUCGAUGGCAGAGCUGACGGGUGCCCAAGAUGGCUCUGGUCCGAUCACACUCCAGGAUGCACCCAAGGUGACGGUAGCGCAUGUUCAAAAGGCACUUGCGUCCGCAUUCGGGUCGCCUUUGGUGCAGAAGAUGAAGGGACUGAAUGUCCAUCAACAGAUUAUCCUGACGGUGUUGGUGAUGAAGAUCAAGGGCGGUAAGACUGUCGACUGUGAGGUGGGCAAGGUGUUUGAUCACUUUACGAGCACAUGCCGAUCGAGCAACAAGAUUGGAGCGUUGAGCCGAGGCGAGUACCAGGAUCUGAUCAACAUGCUGGAGGCCAACGGAUUGAUCACUCUGGGCAAGGCCAAGGAGGACCGCCUUCGCAAGAUUGGACUGGUUCCUAGGGAGAGCGAGGUCCUGGACGCGAUCAAGGGCCAGGAUAUCCUGGACACGAUCGUCACCAAGGCCGGUCUCAAGCCCGCCGUGACCUCUGAGCUCUAA